This is a messenger RNA of Sphaeroforma arctica JP610, 1955 nucleotides long. Its product is annotated as eukaryotic translation initiation factor 3 subunit E. Gene Ontology annotation, molecular function: translation initiation factor activity. The record is from RefSeq and is a predicted model, not a curated record. Lineage: Eukaryota; Ichthyosporea; Ichthyophonida. The transcript is spliced from 6 exons. The coding region runs from base 168 to 1475 and encodes 435 amino acids. Gene Ontology annotation, biological process: translational initiation. Gene Ontology annotation, cellular component: eukaryotic translation initiation factor 3 complex; nucleus; cytoplasm.
AGCUAAGCUAUAUACUAUCCGAUAUACAAUCUUGUAUAGGUCUGUGUUAGUAUCUGUGUAAGCAUAUACGGCAAGGAUAGUCUGAGAGGACUAACUUACACACACACACACACGCACACCCGCACUUAGCCACGUGUACGUGUACAUAUACACGUUUCACUGCCAUCAUGGCGAAGUAUGAUCUGACCUCCACUAUCGCCGAGUAUCUCGAUCGGCACAUGGUGUUUCCCUUGCUUAAGUUCUUAGUUCUGAAGGAGUUAUAUCCUGCUGAAGAAAUCCUUACUGUCAAGCUAGACUUACUUGAAAAGACUUGCAUGGUGGAUUACGCAGCCGACAUAUACAAGGGAUUGCACGGUUUAAAUGAAGGCGAUGCCGCACCCGAGUCAUUCUCUGAACGCAGAGAACAAGUACUUACUAAGUUGGCUGAGCUACAGCAAAGUACAGCGCCUCUCACACAGGCCUUGGAGCAAGACUGGGUGCUCCAGGAGCUGAGACAGGACAAACGUUUUAACCAGGAGUACCUGACAAAUACCGUCAAAGUCGAUAUGGCGUGUCUGGAUAAGCUGUACGAGUUCGCCAAGUUCCAGUUUGAUAUUGGAAAUUACUCGGUUACGGCAGAGUACCUAACCAACUUCCGUGUAUUGUCUUUGGACGCGGAUAAGUGUCACGGCGCACUAUGGGGCAAAUUCGCCUCAGAGAUUCUCAUGCACAACUGGGACACCGCAAUGGAAGACCUAAACAGGCUCAAGGAGUCAUUAGACGAGAAUAAGAGUGGGUCGGCUCUCGAGCAACUGCAGCAGCGCACGUGGUUGUUGCACUGGAGUCUGUUCGUGUUCUUCAACCACGAGAAGGGACGUGAUGGCAUCAUCGAGAUGUUCUUCCAGCCUCAGUAUAUCAACACCAUCCAGACCACUUGCCCACACAUUCUGCGAUACCUGACCGCCGCAGUCAUCUGCAACACGAGACGGAACUAUGUCGUCAAGGAGCUUGUAAAGGCCAUCCAGCGCGGAUCCAACCAAUACCGCGAUCCUAUCACAGAGUUCCUUGAGUGUCUGUACGUCAACUUCGACUUCGAAGGCGCACAGCAGAAACUGCGUGAGUGUGAAGCGGUUCUGGAGAACGACUUCUUUCUGCUCGCGUGUCGCGACGAGUUUAUUGAGAACGCGCGUAUGUUCAUCUUCGAGACGUACUGUCGUAUUCACCAGGUGAUAUCUAUCAACAGCCUAGGCGAGAAGCUCAACAUGACCACGGACGAGGCAGAGGUGUGGAUUGUAAACCUCAUCAGGAACGCGCGCUUGGAUGCGAAGAUUGACUCCAAGAUGGGUACAGUUAUUAUGGGUAGCCAAGUGCCUUCCGUAUACCACCAGGUCAUCGAGGCUACAAAGGGACUGUCGUUCCGAUCGAGUGCGAUGAUUGAGACGAUUGAGAAGAAAGCAAACUCUUCGAAGUCCAGCUCGAUGGGUGCCGACUUCUAAGCCUCUGGUCUGCGAAGAGCACUUUUAAAAUUAGAUUGUAAAUUGAAUGCAUUGUGGGCCCAGCCUCUCUGUUUGCCAUAGCUCGGGAGUCCACAGUCGCCGAACUUCGGAGACUGGAGUCGUAGUCUAUAUAUAUAGCACACGUGUUCUAUUUAUAGUAGGUCACCACGACACGCACGGGGCCUCGGUCGCCCGCACUUAUAGAUAGAAAAGAGCGCUGAACCGCACUUACACCCACCGUUUACUAUAGUACAGAACUUCGGGUCAGGUAUGAGACUCGAGAGUUUGUGCUGACUAGUAGGUAAUAAAAAUAUGGACGCACCGCCGUUUCGGCUGUUCGAAUGCAAGUGCAGUUGUGGUUGUGACUCCGUAGGGGGUGGACAAUUCCUAGCACUAUUUAGUACAAGACUAUAUAGAGUUUUAGACUGUUUUGGGUUGUUCCAAGACGUUCAUGUCCCGAGUAUUCGUAUGUUUUAUUUC